AUAUAUGGUUGAUGAAAAUGCGGUGGAGUUCAGAAGACACUGGGUCAAAUUAGCUCAGUGGUAGAUUAAAACAGUUUCGUGAUUAGAAAAAUAAUAGGGUCGCUAAAAUUGGAAUGAAUGAGUUAAUGUACUUGCUUUAUCCUCGUGUGACCAGAAAACAAUAGUAUAGUCUUAAAACGACUGUCAUACUCCUCGUGCAUGCUUACGAGUUACCAUGUAAGAUACUUUGUGAGUGAUUAUUUUUCGGAUAUUUAUUUUUAUAUAUGGCUGAUAAUUUGGGCAAUCCAUUAGUGACCAUUAGUGGGUUAGAGGUAAAUAGGCCCCCUAACCACUGCCACGACACCGAACACCUGCCAUGCUUUAAACAGAUCAUUUGGCUUACACAGGCGUUAACUAGUGUGUUGUUAUUCUUUUACUUCUGCACAUCCUCUUCGAAGAUGAGGAUCACCAUUGUUCUGGAGGAUGCGAGACACUCAAUGGACGUUCAACCGGAAGAUAAAGUUCGUGAUCUUAAGGAUCAGAUAGAGAAAAACCUCCUUGUACAAACUAUUGAUGAUAAGAGGAUGGGGAAGUUUCUAGAAAUGAAAUUUGGAGGUGCUGCACUAAACGAUGAUUGGGUUGUCCAGGACCUCGGAUUAGUUUCUGGAUCUGUAUUAAAAUGCGCAACGAAGAUAGUAGAUAAACCAAAACUAAAUGUUUAUCUUGGCUAUAAUAAAGACACUCUGCACAUCAUGGACGAUAUAGAUCCUAUUAAAACAACAAUCGGUUCCAUACGCUCGUUGCUGUCAAGCACGCUUGGAAUUCCCGUAUCUGCAUUCAAUCUUUCGGUCAACUCACGGAACAAAAAAACUAACAACAAGAUGUCGAAACGGGAAUUAUUCGACAGAAACACGAUGGAUUACUAUGGACUAGAGAUAGGUUCAACUAUAAUACUUGAUCUAUGGGAUGGUUGGAACGAGCUUAUACUGGCAGCGAUAUCAGGUCACGAGAAUGUGGUAUCUCAGUAUUUAUCGUGGGACCGACCAGUUCGGAAUUUCCAACAAAGAACUGCCCUAUACAUAGCGUCACACCGUGGUUACAUGGGGUUAGCGACUGCGAUGAUGAAGAGAGGGGCUAAGGCGCAUGAGCCGGUAGGGACUUACCCUGGUAGGAAAUGGUGUCUGGAGAGUGAGCAUGCUGAAACUAAGAAGUGUCCUGUACAUGUGGCGAGCGAGAAGGGCCAUCUACCUUUACUUCGACUCUUCAUUAAAAUCAACCCUCUCUGUUUCGUGGUUAUCGACCAUGAGGAUCGCACCCCAAUACAGAUUGUUCUUCGGAAGAGACAUCGAGAGUGUUUCGAAUAUUUGAUUGUUCGGCAAUGGGGAAGGAAGACUGGGAAAGAUAUUUCGUUACCUGUUAUUGUGUAUUGCCGAUUGUUGCAAUGGUGUGAGAGGGCAAGAGCACGGAACUUACUUAUGAACGGAGUCAACACUUCAACAUAUAAAGGGAAACCAGCGAAGAGCGGGGCAUUGGUUGGUAGCGAAGUAUUAGUAGACGGAUUCUCCAACAAACCAGCAAACUCAAUCCCGUUUUCCGAGAUCCCGAAACCAGCGAUAUCUCCAGAAAAACUUCUCCCGGCAUUGAGUUUAGCAAAGCGGAGGUUAAGGGCAAUAAGGCAAAGACGAUCUUCUACUCGAUCCAUUCGUAUCUCGUCUUCUGUGUCAAGCUGUAACGGCUCUCGGAAGCAGGAUGUGACGUCAACAUCGUUGUCAAGAGCAACGAGCGUGAGCUCAAUUAAAGGCGGCCACGAGAGAGAGCUGAUGAGCAGUGGGAAUUUGCGGCGAAGGGGAACUGGGUUAAAAUCCUGCAUCAGCAAAAAAUGUGUUUCUUCAGAAUCUGCAGCCAAUGCGGACAACGAUUCGAACACAGAUUCCAUUUUCCGCAAACUUCCCGCAAUUUCUAGAGGAGAAGGCGAUCGCUUAUUUCAUCAUAGAGACUCCAGAAUAACAUUUAAAACUUCCGGAAUCGAUGGACAAAGAAACUCUACAGUUUCUGGAGGAUCUGUAGAUAGUUUAUUGACUUCGCAGUCUGAUUUCAACCGAAAACUACCUUUACCUGCUGUAAAGAAAAAGUUGCCAACAUUGAGAGAGAAUACUAACCAAGAUCGUGGAGAUCAACGGAUUCCUUUGCCACCUAAAAGCCUCGAAUGUCGUUUAAGGCCUUUCUUUUACUGGUCGCCGUACGAAGGGGUAUCCAAUCCAGUUGCAGAUACUCUGAACCGUUACGAAAGUUACAGAGGCGCUCCAGCGCGCCAACAUGCGGUCGAAUGUGUUGCGGUAACAAGUGCUUUCACUGAACGGCCGUGGUUGCAACAGAUUCGUAUGGCUGUGCGUCUGACACGACGAGAAGUAAAAAAGAACAUAUCUACUAAAGCAAUAAGUCCUAUAUCUGUGUCUGUGAAAUAGCUGGUGUGGCCUCAAGUAAUCUAUCAAAUAACUCUUCAAUGCACCAUUAACCUGCACUUUUUACAUGCACUUAGUAUUGUUCAGAUAAAUUAACGUACGAUAAUUAAAUAAAAGAAUGUAACUUGCUUUAUCCUCCCGUGUCCGGAAAGCGGCAGUCGGUAUAACACGAGUUUUUCGUUUCAUACACCUUGUGCCUACUUACAAGUUAACACGUAUAUAUGUAACUUUGUUGGUAAUUGUUGUUUUUAUUCGUUUCUCAUUGUAUGGCUCGCAUUUUAGAGAUACAUACGCCCGCGAUGGUAGCAGCCACGAUGAGUCUUAAGUCCAGUUAAAUGAUGCGCAAAAACUUAUGGUGCAACGGCAAUUAGCGUUACUUUAUUCUACAACCUAUAAUCUACGCUAGCAAAGCAGUUCUUCCAAACUGGACUUGCUCUCUUCCAGCUUAACACACGAGCCCAAUAAGGAAAAUGGUAAGAAGUCUUCUAUCUAUCAUCUAUAGUUGUUUAUCAACUUGUGAAGUUCCAGCAGGACACAAACCUU
Ciona intestinalis (vase tunicate) is the source of this 2984-nucleotide messenger RNA. The record is from RefSeq and is a predicted model, not a curated record. Lineage: Eukaryota; Metazoa; Chordata; Ascidiacea; Phlebobranchia; Cionidae.